CAGUCGAUGCAGCCGCCAUCUUGGAGAUCACGCAUGCGCUGUAAACGAUGUCUCUGCUAAGAGGUGCAAGUGGUAGUCAAGAGGAUCAGUGGCGCUUGAGCAAUGCAGAGCUCCUUGGUCAGAUUGCAGGUGCAGCUUGGGCGUCUGGUACAGAGUCGGGUGCUGAUCUAUACAAACUGUACUCAGCCGGAAGAAUAGCAUAUGAGGUUUAUCAGCGACUGAAACAAGGCGGAGACUUACGAAAGGAGCUACUACGAGCUGAAACUGUCAGGAAAAUAACGGAAUUCGUGGAGAGCAAUAAACGAAUGCCAAAAGAUAAACUUUCAGCAGAAGUUCAAAUGAUGAUUGUUCAGUUUGCUGUUCAAGUUGCAACGUUGUAGAGAGCCGACCUACUGCCUACUGACACAUCUACGUUUUACAGGCGUAUCACACAAUACUAUAUGUGCGUGUGAGUGUAAAGAACUUGUGUACGGGAUUAGGUUAUUACGUGUACUGUUCUUUAAUUUAUAUGUACGCUUUAAUAGAUAAUUAGGUAUUAAAAGCCA
Corticium candelabrum is the source of this 545-nucleotide messenger RNA. RefSeq lists its product as uncharacterized. NCBI's taxonomy places the organism in Eukaryota, Metazoa, Porifera, Homoscleromorpha, Homosclerophorida, Plakinidae. The transcript is spliced from 3 exons. The coding region runs from base 48 to 380 and encodes 110 amino acids. The record is from RefSeq and is a predicted model, not a curated record.